AUGAUAAUUGAUGGAGAAAAGUAUGCUUGCGAGGCCUGCGUCCGCGGCCACCGCGUGAGCAAUUGCCAACAUUCUGACCGCCCACUUCAGCAUAUCAACAAGAAGGGUCGACCAGUUUCCCAAUGCGCUCACUGUCGCGCCAUGCAGACAUGUUGCUGCAACCACGGUGGCCACUGCAGCUGCUCCCACAAGAACGAGCCUGCUCUUGACACCGUUCCCGAAUCUGACUCGGAGCGCGAGUCUUUGACCCUUAGUAUUAGUGGCCGUCCGAAGCCUCCGGGUCGACGACGACGAGCCAACACGGUCCACUCAGACGGUGUCUUGACUUUCGACCAGCACGGCAACCACAAGCCUGCUCACCGAAGCAACCGGGUUUCGCAAAAAUGUGGCCCGUAUCAGCUUAACAGGGUGAACUCGGCUCACAGCACUGGCAGCUUAGGCGCCGACAGCAUGCUGCAGAAGAGCACACGGGAACCUCCCAGUAGCCGAGCACGCGCUGCUACCAACCGAGAGCGUAGGGUCAAAUCAGAAACCGCAUCGCCCCUGAUGAGCGGUGCGAGCAGCUUCCAGAACCUCAAUGGCAACCUGCCUCCUCUGGAUCUUUCAGGCAUUGAAUACCCUCCUUAUAUGGCUAACAGUACCUUUGAUCUGUUUGGAUCUGGUUUCAAUUCAGAGACAGACGCCCCCAUGUACAGCGCUGGCCUCAGUGCUGCUUCAGUCGACUGGAGCCACUAUGAUCUUUCAGAGAUGAAGGGCGAGAGUUUCACGCCUUCCAGUUAUAGCCAGGCUGGCACUCAGAGUUUCAAUGGCCUCUUCGAUUUCGGUAGCGGUUCAGAGCACCUUCCUCACUUGGCAAACACUACAUCGACCUCGGGCGAGGUGUCCGAAGUGGAAGAUUUUCUUCCCGGAGGAGACGGCGACUAUGACGGCCUGGAAGGAUUCAGCCGUGCCGAUAGCUUCAUCCGACAGAACGGCAACGUGAUGGCCAACUCGACCGAUCUCACUACCAUCGACUACGACAACUUCUACAAGGGAGCAGACAGUGGCCCUAUGGCAGGAGCGGGUCUAUCCAUGGUUGAGGAUGACCCUGCCUUCUGGAUGCCCAACUAUAAUGAGGGCAUCACUACAAUGGACGAAAGCCCCGACCCUCUCGGCCCUGCUUCAGUGCCUAGCUUCUGGGGCAUGUGA
Messenger RNA from Fusarium subglutinans, 1188 nucleotides. RefSeq names its product transcription activator CUP2. Gene Ontology annotation, cellular component: nucleus. The coding region runs from base 1 to 1188 and encodes 395 amino acids. Gene Ontology annotation, biological process: intracellular iron ion homeostasis; intracellular copper ion homeostasis; positive regulation of transcription by RNA polymerase II. The record is from RefSeq and is a predicted model, not a curated record. Gene Ontology annotation, molecular function: RNA polymerase II cis-regulatory region sequence-specific DNA binding; copper ion binding; DNA-binding transcription factor activity, RNA polymerase II-specific. NCBI's taxonomy places the organism in Eukaryota, Fungi, Ascomycota, Sordariomycetes, Hypocreales, Nectriaceae. The transcript is spliced from 3 exons.